CCAAAACAAAAGUAAUGCCAGUUGCAUAAUUUCCCGCCAUCUAGGUUUUAUACCCGCUUCAAUUUCGCAAUUCCUUCGCGACAUUUCUAAUUAUUCUCAAAACUAAGGGAAGUAAAAUAAAGAAGCCUACAUCAACUCCAGUUUAGUUGCAGAAAAUGGCUGGUCAAUCUAACUCACAACUCUCUCUCUUUUCUCCAGAAGAGGUAGAGUUUAUGGCGGAAGAUGAAUUAGUAGAAAUUGUUCCCAAUCUAAGAAUGGAUUCCCUCAAUUUUAUUUCUUUUUUUGAUCAAGUGCAAUGGCAGGGAGAUUAUGGUCCUUUUUAUCCACAAAUAGCUACUCAAGUACCAUUAUGGUUAGCUGUAGCUUUAAAGAAGCGCGGAAAGUGCACAGUUAGACCUCCUCAGUGGAUGUCUAUUGAAAAUUUAACCCAGGUUUUGGAAGGGGAACGAGAUUCACAUGCAUUUGAGCCAUUACCCUUUCAUUAUGUGGAAAUCUCCAGACUUCUUUUUGACCAUGCACGCGAUGACAUUCCUAAUGUAUACAUGGUGAGGUCACUUGUUGAGGACAUUAGAGAUGUACGAUUUCAUAAAGUGGAGACUAGUCUAGCAAAGUUUACUGCAUCAACAGUGACGUGGAAAAAUAUGUCAGCGAUGGAAGUGAAUAUAAUUCGUGCAUUUGCUGGGAGAGCCUUACAGGCAUUCUAUAAGCACGAGAAUGAGCAGGUUAUGGUAGAUUCAGACAGAACACAAGAUAGACAGCCACAAGUACCCAACGUCAGGCCAAAACGGAAUUUGAAGCCUAGAUAGCAAAUCAUCAUCUAAUGCAGUUCCUUUCUGAUCUCAAUCUGAGAAUGUUUCAGCAGGCUAUUACAUCAGGUAUUUCCAUUAACUUUUGGAACCCUUUCCAAAGAAUCUUGUCUAAUUAUUAUAGUGAUCAACAGCAGAAAUUCUCAUGCUGAAUGCUUUAUUGUUAUUAUAAUGAUAAUAUAAUAAUAAUAAUUUAAUUAUUUUUUGAGCA
Molecule: messenger RNA, 1017 nt
Organism: Ricinus communis (castor bean)
Lineage: Eukaryota; Viridiplantae; Streptophyta; Magnoliopsida; Malpighiales; Euphorbiaceae
Product: DNA replication complex GINS protein PSF2
Exons: 8
Coding region: 156-806 (216 amino acids)
Biological process (GO): double-strand break repair via break-induced replication; DNA replication
Cellular component (GO): nucleus; GINS complex
Source: RefSeq, a predicted model, not a curated record